Aspergillus melleus is the source of this 1912-nucleotide messenger RNA. RefSeq lists its product as uncharacterized. The coding region runs from base 818 to 1861 and encodes 347 amino acids. Lineage: Eukaryota; Fungi; Ascomycota; Eurotiomycetes; Eurotiales; Aspergillaceae. The record is from RefSeq and is a predicted model, not a curated record. The transcript has 3 exons.
ACAAGGGGAGGGUUUUUUCUUCCUACUAUACUUCUCCCUGGUUGAUUGUGACCAAGGUCAUCUGCUGAUUUUUGAGUAUAGGAUAAUGGGACCUUUGUCACGAAGUUUAGUGGCAGCCGCUCGGACAUUGUUGGACUUUGGGGGGACUGGCAAAGUUCACGGCCAAGGCUUUUAGGUCUAGCAACUGGAUUUCGAAAUUCCUGGCCAAGGAAAGCAGAAUUGCUCUGUAAUUCUUCCUUACCCCAGGAACGUUGCCCUUGAUAGAUGCAGACAGGAAAUUGGAGUGAAUGCCCUCGGGAUGUAACCGGUGACUGGCUGACUGGCUCUUUGUUAUUGUUGUUGUUGUUGUUGACUCCGAUUUAGUGUCUCCCAGGGUACUGGUCUUUUCUGUGAACGGUUUGCGGUUUAUCGGUACCUUUGUACUACCGAGACAUAACAAAGAAGCUCUAGAGCCACACUGCGUUUAAGAAAAAUCGUUCAUUUUGCAUUCUGGUUCUUUGUGCUAUUUCUGCCGUCAGUAGAGGCUACGCAACAGCCUCAGAGGAGAAGAAGACAAGGUCAUCUCUCAAAUAUACCACUGGUACUCUUGUCCCUGGUCUCUCUAGACCAAUAUUAGAGCAAGUGGCCUAUUGAUCCGCGGUACUGAUCUUUCUCCAGGUCUCAUUGCUCUUGCUGAUGCGUGAGCGUUCUUUGACGACAGCGCCCAACAUUCUUUACACCAGAGAUCCCUAUAUUCUAGCCCUCAGGCCUUCAGCGCAGCUACAGCCCUGUUAUCCCAUCUAGCCUCUCUUUAUACAAGAGACCUAAGUGAACUAUCAUGGCCGGCCUUCCUAGCAAAAGCCAGAAGUCUGCCCCUCUCGGGCUGGAUAGGGACUCCUUCGACUCUGAUAACCCGCAUGUUGAGCACGUGGAAGUCUCUCAGGCUCCAGAAGCGAGCACCGAAGUUGAACCGAAGGGAUCAGGAAAGCCCAGCCCUACAGCUACCGGCCCCGCAAACAUAACCAGUCCUCCACGUGCACUUGCCAAUGCGCGCGCGGCACUUCAAAAGCUCACCAAGAACCCUGGAAGCAAGCAGCCAGACAGCCGUCGAAACUCACCAAUUUCGCCCCAAGCACCGCCAGCGGCGCACAUCAACCAGCCAGCACCUCAGGCUUUAGGUUCCUCUAGCACAGCUGCGACAACAACUUCAUCUCAUGGCAUGCAUUUUGAUCCCAAAUACAUGACCCUGAAUAUAUACAUUGGACAUAACGUGCGUGCUCCCCGCUGGCUCCUGGAACGGAAAUUCCCACAGAGUUCCCGAGCCAGCGUGAGCCUUAAAUCCCCAGCCUCGGCUGCAGACGAACUAGAAUGGGUAUUUGAUGCCGGACCAUUUGCGUAUGCGCUGAACUCAGGGGACAGUUGGUUGAGAACAUACGCGUAUAAUGUUCUGGAAACCACUUUGAAUGAUCCGAUCGAGAGACUUAGGAUCAGAAAGGAAAUAUGGGAUAGAAAUGAUGGCGACUACCAAGAGAACGAAGACCCUAUUCCGCCACUUCCGCCUGCGCCAGCCACUCUCGAUGUGACUCAACAGGAGGAAAUGGGCCCGACUCCGGGCAGCCGAGAUGGGAGGUUUUUCCAAUUCCCAGAUUACGCACGUCCCUCUUUGGCAGAGCGAGCCCUCCCAAAGCCCGAGAGUUUAACCCACGCUAACAGUACACCCCCGAGACGGAGCCGCCGACUCUAUAUUGACUCCGACGAGGAAGGCACGAACAGCACCCCGUCCGCUUCCAUCGGUGAGUACAGAUGGAUAUGGUUCAUUGUCAUCCUGCUGGUGUUGAGCAUGUUUCUUUGCCUUUUUCUAUACGCAUUCAAGAUCAUCUAGCGAUCGUCUCUAGUACUACGUUUACUGCGUUUCUGUCAUUCCCUUACCCAC